AUGUUUAAGCCACUCGUCAUCGUCUCCUCGCUCCUGGCGGUCUUCGGACAGUCUGUCAGCGCAUACUCUAACCCUGGAGCUUGCACUGGUGCUUGCUGGGCUCACGACCCCAGCGUCAUCCAACGCUCCAGCGAUGGGCUUUAUUUCAAGUUCAACACCGGCAGCGGCAUGGAGAUCGUCACCUCGAGCUCCCUCUCGGGCCCAUGGACCAUCAAGGGCUCUGUCCUACCCGGUGGCACCAGCAUCACCACAGCCGGCCAGAAGACAGACAUGUGGGCCCCAGAUGUCCACAAAGUCGGCGAUAUAUACCAUCUCUACUACUCCGUCAGCACCUUCGGCAGCCAGAACUCGGCGAUCGGUCUUGCGACCAGCUCGACAAUGGACGCAGGAAGUUGGACCGACAAGGGCGCGAUCGGCGUCACCAGCUCCUCCUCCAAGCCCUACAACGCCAUCGACGCCAACCUGAUCCAGGUGGGAACCAGCUAUCUCCUCUCCUUCGGCAGUUUCUGGGGCGAUAUCUACCAAGUGGCUAUGAACUCCGCGGCUACCAAGACGGCUGGCACGGCCGCUUACCAGAUCGAGUACAACCCAUCUGGCAGCCACGCCUGCGAGGGUAGCUUCAUCUUCUACAAUGCCGGAUACUACUACCUCACGUGGAGUCAGGGAAUUUGCUGUGGAUAUGACACAAGCAAGCCUGCAGCGGGAGCAGAGUACAAGAUCAUGAUGUGCAGGAGCUCGAGCGCUACAGGCGGCUUUGUUGACAAGAAUGGCGCGGACUGCAAGAAUGGUGGGGGCAGCGUGUUGCUUGAGUCGCACGGAACUGUGUAUGGGCCUGGUGGACAGGGUGUCUUCACUGACUCGAGCCUGGGCCUUGUGCUUUACUAUCACUACGCCAAUACCAACGUUGGUCUCGGCGAUGGCGCAUACCUCUUUGGAUGGAACAAGCUCACCUGGAGCAACGGAUGGCCCGUCGUAUAACAGACUAUGUUUGUCUCGGGUGGGAGAGAUUCUCGUAUCAUAUUUUAAAUCGCUUCAUA
Pseudogymnoascus verrucosus is the source of this 1037-nucleotide messenger RNA. RefSeq lists its product as uncharacterized. The transcript has 2 exons. Gene Ontology annotation, biological process: carbohydrate metabolic process. Lineage: Eukaryota; Fungi; Ascomycota; Leotiomycetes; Thelebolales; Thelebolaceae. Gene Ontology annotation, molecular function: arabinan endo-1,5-alpha-L-arabinosidase activity. The coding region runs from base 1 to 978 and encodes 325 amino acids. The record is from RefSeq and is a predicted model, not a curated record.